Dovyalis caffra is the source of this 183-nucleotide messenger RNA. The record is from the annotation of a GenBank genome assembly. NCBI's taxonomy places the organism in Eukaryota, Viridiplantae, Streptophyta, Magnoliopsida, Malpighiales, Salicaceae.
AUGCCAAACUUUGAGGAGGAUGACGCCAUUGAUGAGGAAUUGUGCUUGAUGGAUAAAAGUUCCACCAAUUAUGAUGAGAGCAAGAAGUGCUUGGAGACCUUGACAAAUAUCAUGAAAGAGUUUGAAGAAGGCCAAAUUGCCCAACAAAGAAGGGAUCAUGAGGUUUUGAAUGCCGGGAAGUAA